CACAGCUACGAUACGGAAGUGCUUACCUAUUACAGCUUUCUAGCUUGUUUGCUCAUUUCCACUGCCAGCCAAGCUGGAAGGGCAACUUAGAAGUUAGCAGGGGCGCUAUCCAGCUGCUCUGCUGUCUCGUGUGGACGCUCCAAUGUCACCAAAAAUGGCGGUCUACUCUGCUCUGGUCUGUCUGAUUAUCCUCUUUGUCUCGUCAACGCAAGCUCAAAAUGCGGGCCUCAUUGUAAUCCCUUCCACGGUCACCCCUGAGCUGGGUGCUUAUUACAUCAAUAAGCUGGGGUCCGGUUUCGCCUAUUACAGGCUGCUGACCCAGCGCAACAAUGCUGGCACCAACGCUUAUGCUCUGGUGAACAACAUAAGCGCGGACGCAGAUCCCAUAAGUGCUGCUCGCACCAUUUCCCCUCUCAGGGGCUUCUACUCCAAGGGCGGGAUUGGGGGAAAGGUUACUGUAGAAAUUUUCUAUAAGCUUUUGCGCUGUGCAGACGACAACUGCGCAAUCAUGGAUAGGAUUCUGGUGACAGGUGUUGCUCCAAACCGGCCGGGGCCUGCAGACGCCCUUUCUGUUGUUCGGGCCGGGAUUGGGAGCAGUUUCUGGCUUCUUAACGCAAACCAGGCGACAGCAAAUGCUCUCCUAGCGGCCGCAGAGGAGCGUUCUUAUAUGGACAAAACGUACGACACGCAGUUGUACUAUAAGGUGAACGUUCAGCCUCGGGCCUGCAGUCCGGUUGUGCCGCUCACAGCUUGGGCGAGCAUUGGCGAGUUCACCAAAAACUCCCAGUUUGGCUGCCUCAACAACCAAGGCAAUACCUUCCUUUUUGCCACAAACCGCCCCUCAGGGGUUGAGAUAAUGACGGAGUCCAUUGUGCCCCCAGACCGGUGCGACGGGAGUUUGGCGGUCGUUUACGGGACCAUUGGCCCCGUGAUUGUGAAGCAAGUGCUGGAACUGGGGGCGGUAGCGAGGACGGUUAAGAUAACCCUCGCGGGAAUCUCAGCAUUGUGCCGCUCCCUGUAUGACACCCCCCAGCGGUUGUUUGCGCUAACCUCCCUAGUUGCUCAAACCACGUUCUACGAAGCAACGCUCGCAGACGACGUGGCGACAGUGACGGCGGCUGGAGAAGCUCUCGGGUUCAACGGCACGUGCGCUUUCCAGGCGUUCGAGUAUCUAUACGGGCCUCUUGUUAUCGGCCAGAGCAAUGCGCUUCGGGACAGCACGAACAACCAGACGUUCCUCGACCUCCUGUUGCCGUACAACGAUAACCAGCCGUGCUUCGCACUCACCGGCAACAGUUUCUCGACGAGCAGCCGGGACCCGGGUGAGGACGCGUGCGCGGCGAUCUUCUACGGAGAUGCCACGCAAACAUCUUCCCUCAGGUGUCGAUCGACUUCGAGACGACCAAGAAUUACCUCAUCAGCAGCACCGAGGUCAAGCUGCACCUGGAUUCCGUCGCCGCCAACGCGGCCUCCAUCCUCGCCGUCGAGGUCGCGCUCGCGUCAGCGGGCAUCAUCAUUGCGCGCGCGAUUGGCCGGCUGGGGGUCUACCGCCGCCGCAAAAUCUCCACCCCCAUUGCGCGCGCGGUCGCGCUCAUGA
Molecule: messenger RNA, 1597 nt
Organism: Klebsormidium nitens
Lineage: Eukaryota; Viridiplantae; Streptophyta; Klebsormidiophyceae; Klebsormidiales; Klebsormidiaceae
Source: the annotation of a GenBank genome assembly